UGGAAUCCUUUUAUGAUAAAUGAGGUUGCCAUAGCAAUGGCAUUCCCCUCUCUCCUCCGGUGAUGUGGGGGCGGGGGACAGAAACCUUCCUGUCAGCUCUUUCCCCACUUUUAGUGGUCCACGGAGGAGUGGCUUUGGUUACUUGACUAGCCAAAUCCUGAGAAUGGAUCUUGUAGACUUUUUCUUGCCUAACACCUUUCAGGCCGGAGAGGAAAAGGGGGCGGGCCUGAGGGGGAAGGCUUUUCAGCCUCGGAGUGGUUCAGUGUGUACUGGUGUAAGUCAAAAAUGUGGUUCUGCAACUCUGCUACAUUUUAUGGGAAAGUGAGUUUCCCACCAUUGUGUCCAGACACUGACGGAGCUGCAAUGUGCAUGUUUGAUUAUGUGAGCAUGAGAAACAGACUGAAUUUUGAGAGUCGCACAGGAAGAGGCUGAGUUCAGAUAACGCUGGAGCUUCGAGGGUGAAAGCAGACCACUCUUGGCAAAGCUUUUUUUAGCGUCUUUCUGGACUGCGCUUGUUUUUGUCUGCUUGUGGCUGCGGAGUGUUGACAUCCUGCUAUUGAGACGGAGCGUGGCUGUUCACGGUGUGGCGCUGCCUAGCCAGCGGUGAUCGUGGCUUUGCUGAGCUACAGGGCCACAUGCCAUGGGCUGCGUUUUCUCCCUGCCAGAAGACAGGAGAGAUGCUGCCGAGAGAAACACAAGAAUGUCAAGGGAGAGAGCGGAGGGCUGGGAAGCGCAGUAUUUGAGAUGGCUUCUGCACAAAAACUCCGCUCUUCGUACAAUGAGUUUCCCCUGAGAGUACUAUGUGUUUUUCAUGUGCUCAGAGCCCCCACGACGAGAGAAACAAGUUUCAUUGAGAAAAUGAAAAAAACAGGAAAGAACAUCAUUGUGUUCUACGGCUCCCAGACUGGCACUGCAGAGGAGUUUGCCAACAGACUCUCCAAAGACGCUCAGCGUUAUGGGAUGAAGGGAAUGUCUGCUGACCCAGAGGAAUAUGACAUGGGCGAACUAUCUCGUUUGUCUGAGAUCAAAAACUCGCUAGCCAUAUUCUGCAUGGCCACCUAUGGAGAAGGAGACCCAACAGAUAAUGCCCAGGAUUUCUAUGACUGGCUGCAGGAAAAUGAUGAUGAAGACCUCUCUGGACUGAACUUCACGGUAUUUUCCUUGGGCAACAAGACAUAUGAGCAUUACAAUGCCAUGGGGAAAUAUGUGGACAAAAGGCUGGAGGAACUUGGGGCCAAGCGCAUCUUUGACCUCGGUUUAGGAGAUGAUGAUGGCAACUUGGAAGAAGACUUUGUCUCGUGGCGAGAGCAGUUUUGGCCAGCUGUCUGUGAGCACUUUGGCGUGGAAGCCUUAGGAGAUGACUCAAGCAUACGGCAAUAUGAGCUGAAGGAGCACACUGACAUCAACAUGAAUAAAGUGUUCACGGGAGAGAUUGGCCGUCUCAAGAGUUUUGAGGUCCAGAAACCGCCAUAUGAUUCUAAAAAUCCCUUCAUGGCCCCAGUCACUGUCAACCGUAAACUCAACAAAGGUGGUCAGAGGCAUCUGAUGCACCUUGAAUUAGACAUUUCAGGCUCAAAGAUAAGAUAUGAGUCAGGAGACCAUGUGGCUGUUUUCCCUACCAACGAUGCAGCGUUGGUGAAUAAGUUGGGACAAGUCCUUGGUGUGGACCUUGAUGUGGUUAUCUCUCUCAACAACCUUGAUGAGGAGUCUAAUAAGAAACACCCAUUCCCCUGUCCCACAACGUACCGCACAGCUCUAACUCACUACCUCGACAUCACACACCCUCCUCGCACCAAUGUCCUCUAUGAGCUUGCACAAUACGCUUCGGACCCUCAAGAACAGGAGAAUAUGCGCAAGAUGGCCUCCUCCUCUGCUCAGGGCAAGGCGCUCUACCAGAGUUGGGUACUGGAGCCCUGCAGAAACAUUCUUGCCAUUCUGGAGGACAUGCCCUCUUUAAAGCCUCCCAUUGACCACCUGUGUGAGCUUCUGCCUCGUCUGCAGGCUCGAUAUUACUCCAUAGCCUCCUCCUCGAAAGUUCAUCCGAACAGCAUCCACAUCUGUGCUGUGGUCGUGGAGUACAAGACCAAGACGAACCGUAUCAACAAGGGAGUAGCCACAAACUGGCUGAAGAACAAAUUGGUCACUGAUAACGGCCACAAAUCUACUGUUCCCAUGUAUAUCCGCAAGUCUCAGUUCCGCCUACCCUUCAAGGCCAGCGUCCCGGUGAUCAUGAUUGGUCCUGGAACAGGAAUCGCUCCCUUCAUGGGCUUCAUUCAGGAGAGGGGCUGGCUCAAACAGCAAGGCAAGGAAGUUGGAGAGACAUUGUUGUUCUAUGGCUGCAGACAUAAGAAUGAAGAUUAUCUCUACCAGGAGGAGCUAGAGGAGGCUGAGAAGAAUGAAGUUCUAACACGGCUUAAUGUUGCCUUCUCCCGAGACCAGGAGCAAAAGGUUUAUGUGCAACACCUCAUGAAGAAAAAUAAGGAGAACAUCUGGAAACUCAUUCACUCAGAAAAUGCCCAUAUCUACAUUUGCGGUGAUGCAAGGAACAUGGCAAAGGAUGUGCAGACGGCCUUCUAUGAGAUAGCAGAAGAUGUUGAAGGCAUGACCCGCACCCAGGCCACAGACUACAUCAAGAAACUGAUGACCAAGGGACGUUACUCGCAAGAUGUGUGGAGUUAAAACUUUCAAACCCGGCCUUCAUCAUCACUUCAUUCACUUCUCAAGUGGUUGUUUUUAAUUUUUGGCAUCUGUUUUUGUUCUUUUUGUUUGAUUUAUUUUUUUAGGUCUUAUUUUAUUGUGCCUGAAUAUGAAAAUAUUUAACAGUCUUUCAUUUUCAUUCUGGUUCAUGAAGUUUAAAGUGGAAGCCCUACCUCUGCUGAUUAUUGAGUAAAACCAAUGCACAGCUUUAGCCUACUACUCAUCUGUGACAUACUGUAUGUGUAUAACUGGAUCAUCAGCACUUGUUCUUCAGCCUCCGAAAGCACUGUGCGGGUCCUCUGUGCUGUUAAUUUUAACUGGCUGUAAUAAGGGGUAAUUAUAUUAAUCUGGAGGGGUAUUCUUUCCUCCUCUUUAAACUUCAAAUUCUGGUGGUAAAAAAAAAAAAGAAAAUUUGCGGGUGCAAUACAACAAGUGUGUAGGGGUCGGCUGUAUAUAUGUUUCCUUCAGCGAUAAAUUACAAUCAAACAUGUUAUAAGAUAUGAAGAUUUUGAGGGAAGUGUUUUAGUUAACUGCCAUCAUAAUGUAAUGCAAUGUGCAGCUUUCUAUUUUGACAAGGGACCUUUACUGCUUGUUUUAAUCAGUAAUGAACUUGAAAUGCAGGUAGGUCGCAGGUGUCAAACUUUGGUCCCCGAGGGCCAUUAUCCUGCAUGUUUUCCAUCUCUCCCUGCUGCAACACACCUGAUUGAAAUGUUCGGAGGGAUGGAAAACAUGGAGAAAAGUGGGCCUAGAUAACCUGGGUUUGACACCUGUGAGCCAGGUGAUGCAAAUGGGAUUCUUUACUGUAUUCUACUUUAUAUAGGCAUGCAAUUUAAAACAAAAGAGAAUAGAAAAUGUAUAGAUACAAUGUAAAGUGUUACAGAAUUGAAAAAUCUGGCCUGUAACAGCGUUUGGCUUUAUAUUUUUUUUAAAUGCAUUUGACUGGUUUGUCCAAUGCCAGUAAUACUCAAACACAUCUGACUAUAUGUUUUAAUGCAACAGAUGUAUGUUGUCCAUUUAUGUACCACAAUAGGGAAACACUUCUCUCCGUACGUGGUCUGUGAUUUCCCAACAAAUUGUAUGUGAAGCAUGGAUUUGACGAGUAAACAAAUGUUGCCAUUAUGCUAGCCAGCUCGUGUGCAACCUGUGCCUUUUGAACACUGCCUUACAUAUUGGAUUUGUAUACCUGACUUCAAUUAUUUUACUUUUUCCUUCUGAAUAUUUCAUGUACUUUAACCAGACUGAGACACUUCGCUGAGUACUGUCACUUUUGUCUAUUCCUCUUUAUGAUGAAAUUACGCUUGCCUUUUUAUAUGUAAAUUAAUACAAAUUCAAGAAUGUGUCA
This is a messenger RNA of Hippocampus zosterae (dwarf seahorse), 4039 nucleotides long. It is a transcript of the gene porb, whose product is annotated as P450 (cytochrome) oxidoreductase b. Lineage: Eukaryota; Metazoa; Chordata; Actinopteri; Syngnathiformes; Syngnathidae. Bases 745 to 2679 code for a protein of 644 amino acids. The transcript is spliced from 16 exons. Gene Ontology annotation, cellular component: cytosol. The record is from RefSeq and is a predicted model, not a curated record. Gene Ontology annotation, biological process: response to hormone. Gene Ontology annotation, molecular function: NADPH-hemoprotein reductase activity; flavin adenine dinucleotide binding; FMN binding.